AUGGCUGCUUCUCAGUUCGCGACUCCCACAGAGUUAAUCGCACUUACAUCUUCUAUGAUGAUUUGCGUCAGAAGUUUGGGAGGGUCAAUUGGCCUGGCAAUCAAUAAUGCCGUUCUCCACAGCGCUUUGGAUAAGGAACUACCAAAGGUCGUUGCAGCAGCACUGCCCUUAGGAUUACCAGCAUCAUCUCUGGGUGAUCUGAUCCAAGCCUUAGCGUCACAAAAUAAACAGGCAAUUGCUACUGUACCUGGCAUCACGCUUCAGAUAGCCGAGGCAGUGGUCAGGGGAAUGAAAAGAGCAUAUGUGGUUGCUUUCAGGAACAGCUGGAUCGUAUCCGCCGCUUUCAGCGCUCUUCUGGUCAUAACAUGUCUAUUCAUCAAGGAGCAAGCAGAAGCCUUUGACAAGCGUAUCGAUGCACCUGUCGAAAGUGGUUCUCAAGGCUUCUAUGAUGAAGAAAAGAAUCGUGAAGCAACUGUACAAGUGAGCCAUGGAGAGAAUGUUUAG
Molecule: messenger RNA, 504 nt
Organism: Fusarium subglutinans
Lineage: Eukaryota; Fungi; Ascomycota; Sordariomycetes; Hypocreales; Nectriaceae
Product: drug facilitator PEP5
Exons: 2
Coding region: 1-504 (167 amino acids)
Biological process (GO): transmembrane transport
Molecular function (GO): transmembrane transporter activity
Source: RefSeq, a predicted model, not a curated record